AUGGAGUGGAAGAGAAAUUUAGGCUUCUCCGAACGAUUGACGGCUAUUCAAUCACUUACAACUGCCUUCCAGCGAGCUUCAUCCUCCGCUGCAUUCACGGAGGCCCAAGCCCAGGCGAGGAAAUGUGAAAACGAAGCUUAUGAUCAAGCUUCGUCGCGUGAAGAAUAUGAAAGGCUUUGCCAACAAGCGAUUGACGCAGCAGAGGCCAUCGACUCGGUAGCCCUUAUCGAUGACUGUCAAGAUCAGCUUCAAGAGGAGCCAGACAAGUCUGAUCCAGGUCAUGGCGAGGUGAUUGGUCCAUACCAGUCGUGCUUCCAUCAUUUUGAUGGCCUUCACUCGACUGUCUACAGAUCGCGGCGAGCGGACAACACCGUCGUCGCGCUCAAAGUACUUAUCCCACACAUGCUGGCGCCUCCACACCACGCCACACGUGAGAUUCAGCUGCUGCGUGAUGCAGCCCAUACCCAUGUGAUUCCAUUACUCGACACACUCAAGCUAGACGGAGGACGCCUGGCCUUGGUCUUCCCCUUCAUGAAGCAUGAUUUCGAGCAAUUGCUCCGCCGGGGCGCAUUGACGGCGACACAGACAAGAUCUCACUUGAAAGACAUGUUUCGUGCCUUGGCACAUAUACAUCAACUGGGGAUCAUACAUCGCGAUAUCAAACCAUCCAACAUCCUCAUGGACUCUCCCGAUGGGCCCGCUUACCUGGCAGAUUUUGGCAUCGGAUGGAAGGAGGGAACUAGAGACUCGGAACCAGCCGAUGAGAAGAUCACAGAUGUAGGGACCACCUGCUACCGGUCACCGGAGAUUCUUUUCGGUUUCAAGGGCUACGGAAACAGCCUUGAUCUUUGGGCGGCUGGCUGUGUCGUGGCCGAGGCCUUGUCCGUGGGACAUCCUCAACUGUUCGACUCGGGACCAGUUGGUAGUGAUCUCUCCCUUAUUCAGUCAAUCUUCCUUACAUUGGGCACUCCGGACGAGAACACUUGGCCGGAAACAAAGUCUCUUCCUGAUUGGGGAAAGAUAGAGUUCAAGAGAUAUCCCGCCAAACAGUGGGGCGAAAUCCUCAAAGGAGCCUCGUCCAAGGGGCGUGACUUGGUCAGCAAACUUGUCCGAUAUGAAAGCUGCGAGCGACUCUCUGCUGAAGAGGCGCUAAACCACCCCUACUUCUCAAAUUCCUGA
Aspergillus aculeatus ATCC 16872 is the source of this 1179-nucleotide messenger RNA. RefSeq names its product putative cell division protein kinase (Ctk1). Gene Ontology annotation, biological process: protein phosphorylation. Gene Ontology annotation, cellular component: cytoplasm; nucleus. Gene Ontology annotation, molecular function: ATP binding; cyclin-dependent protein serine/threonine kinase activity. The transcript has 5 exons. The coding region runs from base 1 to 1179 and encodes 392 amino acids. The record is from RefSeq and is a predicted model, not a curated record. NCBI's taxonomy places the organism in Eukaryota, Fungi, Ascomycota, Eurotiomycetes, Eurotiales, Aspergillaceae.